Molecule: messenger RNA, 914 nt
Organism: Oncorhynchus keta (chum salmon)
Lineage: Eukaryota; Metazoa; Chordata; Actinopteri; Salmoniformes; Salmonidae
Product: shugoshin 1-like
Exons: 3
Coding region: 250-480 (76 amino acids)
Biological process (GO): meiotic chromosome segregation
Cellular component (GO): chromosome, centromeric region; nucleus
Source: RefSeq, a predicted model, not a curated record
ACCACAGAGUAGAUGGCGAGGAGGCUCUGCUUCCUGUCACUCCAGGACUGCAGGAGGAGAUGAUGAGGAUCGACAACGUCCUGCCUGUUUUCAGGGUCUCCCCCUGUGAGCCUCCUGGUCCUGGCUUAUCAACAAGCAGCACGCCCCAGAACCACACUGCACUGAUCCCCAAAACAUGCAGGAGGACAGGUGGGCUUGGUGUCAGAGCUAGGCAGGGUUUCAGUCUGAUUGAUGUGACCAAUAUUACCCAUGCAGCCUAUCGGAAGUUCUCUAAAGAGCUCCCGCGCCCGCAAGAUGAGGUCCACGAUAACAGUGGACUACAAAGAGCUGUCGCUGCACGCGAAACUGAGGCGUGGAGACAAGUUCACAGACACCAAGUUCCUCCGCUCUCCCAUCUUCAAACAGAAACCCAGGAAGUCCAUGAAGACCCAGCCGUCGUUGCUGGAGAAAUACAAUGAGUCUGUUGUGGGAUGUCGCUAACAUGUGCUUUGUGUCCACACAUUGAACACACGUUUUACCCAUUCAAAUCUGUUUGAGAGUUAGUUUGGCACCUGUGUUUGUGGUAAAUUAUUUUAAUCGUUUUUUUGUCCAAUUAAAUAAUGUAAGGCAGCUUUAAUUGUGGUUCAUUUCUUAGUUCAUUCUUUGUUCUUAUCAGUAGGCUGAAUUUAGCCAAAUCAUCAGGGGCAUUGGAGAUGUUCAAGUAUAUCUCCCCAAAAUCUAUAUUCUCUCCAUCUCCCCGUUUCGUGAUGCCUGUAUUGAUUGUUAGCCACCUGUAGAGGGCGAUGUUAGAACAGCAUUCUGCCGGACGACAUGUUCCUCAUGUACUGUAUGGUUGUGUUCAGUCAGUUCACUGUUGUUCAUAUAUGUUUAGCUUGCCUUUUCUAGAACUUUGAAUAUUCAUUUGCCACAUGCCG